UAUUGGUGUGAAAGGGUCUGUUUUGGAUAGUUUUGAUGGGUCUGGUAUAGAAGGAGCAACCAUCUCAGUCCAAGGUAUCAACCAUGAUGUUGUAUCGGUGCAGUAUGGUAACUACUGGCGACUGCUUCUACCAGAUACCUAUAAUAUCACUGUCAAGGCUGAAGGAUAUUUUAGUAUGUCUCGUGAUGUGGUAGUAACAGAGGAUGAAGUCACCAGAGUUGACUUCAGACUCAGAUCCAAAACAAGAUUCAUUGAGCCUGUCCCCAUAGUUCACCACACCCAAGAUUCUAUGAUUGAAGAUCUGACAGACAUUACAGAUCGCUACCCCAACAUCACACAUCUCUACUCCAUAGGAAACUCUGUGCAGGGUAGGCAGAUCAUGGCCAUUGAGAUCUCAGAUCGUCCAGGUGUCCACGAGCCAGGCGAGCCUGAGAUGAAGUAUGUUGCUGGUAUCCAUGGCAACGAGGUUGUGGGUGGAGAGAUGCUGAUGCUGCUGAUCCAGUUCCUAUGCGAGAACUAUGAGACGUCGGACAAGGUCAGGUGGCUGGUGGACAACACAAGGAUCCAUCUGGUCCCAAGCAUGAACCCUGAUGGCAAAGCCAUAGCUUUUGAAGGUGACCAAGAAUCUGUCGUUGGUCGCAACAACCAUCGUAAUGUGGACCUCAAUCGUAACUUCCCUGACCGGUUUGGUCGUAGCGAGGGCACCAUACAACCAGAGGCCAAGGCCAUCAUGGAUUGGACGAAGAAACACCCAUUUGUGAUCUCCGCAGGUCUCCAUGGAGGGUCUAUUGUGGCUAAUUACCCAUAUGAUAGUAAUAGCGAGAGCCAAGAAUCCAUGUACUCGGCAUCUCCGGAUGAUGCCAUGUUCAAGCAGCUAGCUCUAGCCUUUGCUAAUUCACAUGGAAUGAUGUAUAAGGGAUUCCCUUGCCCUGAUGCGUAUCCCAAUGAGAAGUUUGAGGGCGGUAUAACCAAUGGAGCAAAAUGGUACCUCGUUGAUGGUGGGAUGCAGGACUGGAACUAUGUGAACACAAAUACCAUGGAGAUAACAGUUGAGAUGAGCUGUGUGAAGUUUCCACUCACUGCUGAUCUACCUCAAUAUUGGAAUGAUAAUAAAAUGUCUCUUCUUAGCUUCAUGCAUGAAGUUCAUAGAGGAAUACAUGGUUUUGUGUUAGACCGUGCAGGAAAGGGAAUAAGCCAUGCACACAUCAUUGUAGAAGGCAUUGAACACAAUGUGAGCACGGCAAAAUAUGGCGACUUCUGGCGACCUUUGACCCCUGGAAUCUACAACAUUACUGCACAUGCUGAAGGAUAUGCACUGCAAACCCAAGAAAUGAUUGUCUACCCUGGUCCAGCGACCCAGGUCAACUUCACCUUGGUAACAGAAGGGUCAGAUGAUGGUCAACUGGACCUACCAUUGGAUGAAUGGGCAGCUCGGUAUGACUUCUCCAUCUCACAAAACUUCAGUGGAUACCAGACCAACGAUGAUCUGGCUAGAGUUUUGCUGGAGUAUCAAGGGUCAUACCCAGACAUCAUUGACCUUUCACCUUUGGGUCAAACAAGGUCAGGCAACAGUAUCUGGAUGGUGGAGAUGGGAAAGUACAGGAAAAUGGAUAAUGAUAUCGACAUUCCCAGAGUGGCCUUGAUUGGUGGUUUGAGAGGGGAGGAGCCUGUUGGCAGGGAAUUGCUAUGGCGAUUCAUCCAUCAUUUAGGAGAAGGUUACCAUGCCAAUGAUGACAGGGUUGUGAGACUCCUGAAUAGCACCCGUCUGACGAUCAUCCCAGCUAUUGACUAUGAUGGCUAUGGCCUGGCUCAUGAGGGAGAUUGCACAGGUAGCAUGUAUGAGGGAGACUUUACUCCAAAUAGCUUUGGACCCGAUGGGGAACUGUUAUCUCAGAGACCGGAAUUAGUUGCACUUCAUGAUCUGUUCUCGGAGCAUAAUUUCAGUUUGGUGCUUUCCAUUGAAUCCAGUGGCAUGUGGGUCAGGUACCCUUAUGACAACCCUAACUCUGAUCAUGGAUCAACCACUGAGGACAACAUGCUGUUCUUUGAAAUAGCUAAUGCAUAUGCAUCAGCCGAUUCCAUUCUUAGCGGAGGGGUGAAGUGCAAUGGUCAUACCUAUGGUGCUGGGGUAGUGAAUGGGGCCAAAUGGAAAAACACAAGGAAUACACUCCAGGACUACUUAUAUACACAGAAAAGUGAAUUCAUGGUAACUGCUCAGAUAUCAUGUUGUAAGUAUCCUGACCAUGUGGAGCUUGAGAACCUAUGGAGGACCAAUCUAGAAUCACUCUUGAAAUUCACUGAAAAAUCACACCAAGGUAUUCGUGGUAAGAUCCAAACUGCUGAUGGAACCCCUCUGCCCUCUGCUGUCAUUCACCACGGAGACCAUACACAUGUCCUUAUCCCUGAUGGAGACGGGAUGUUCCGACGUAUGAUGCCUACAGGUGUACAUGGCGUUACCGCAUCAGCACCAGGCUACAUGCCUCUUACUAAAGAUGUCCAUGUAACUAUGAAUACAGUUAGUGAAGUUGUAUUUGAAAUGGAGAAAGAGCCAGGAAUGACAUACCAUCAUUAUAAUGAUACAACAGAGAUGUUGAAAAAUCUUACUGCAUCUUAUCCUCACCUAACACAUUUGAAAAGUAUUGGUGUUAGUGUUGAAGGGAGACCAUUGCAAGUCUUGGAGCUAAGCAACAAACCUGGCAGUCAUCAGCCAGGAAGGCCAGAGGUCAAAUUCAUUGGCAGUAUCCAUGGCAACGAACCAGUUGGGAGAGAACUUGUAUUGUCCUUAGCUAACUAUCUACUGAUGAGCUAUGGGAAAGAUGAUGCAAUUACAAAGCUUUUAGAUACAACUCACAUCCACAUCCUCCCCACCAUGAACCCUGAUGGCUCUGAGAAGACUAAAGCACUCCAAGGAACAUGCUUUGGAGAUGAAGGAAAAACAAAUGCAAAUGGAAUCAACUUAGAAAAUGAUUACCAGGUGAACGUGAUGAACGCAUCAAUUGACGUCCAACCAGAGACCAGAGCUGUUACUGAUUGGCUGAGCAGUCGACCUUUCACCCUUGGUGUUUCACUCUUUGGUGGGACAGUGGUGGCUCGCUAUCCUUAUAACUCACAGAAAGGGGGAGGCAAUAUAAUUCAAACAGCAGAUGACCAACUCUUCCAGCAUCUUGCCAAGGCAUAUGCUAAUAAGCAUCCCACAAUGCACCUUGGUAACCCACAAUGUCCUGGAAAUGCAGAGGAGUCUUAUCCCAAUGGUAUUGUAAAUGGUGCUGAGUGGAAUGCUCAAGAUAAUAAUAUUCAGGAUUUCACCUAUGACUUCCUUGGUUGCUUAGACCUGUCAAUCCAUACAUGCUGCUGUCUGUACCCCAAGGCAUCAGAACUCCAGGACCUUUGGAAGGCACAUAGACCAGCCCUGAUAGAGACCAUUAAACAGGCACAUCGUGGAAUCCAGGGCUUUGUUACCACGACUCAAAACAAACCAUUAGAGGGUGCUACAAUAACCAUCAGUGGUAUCCAUAGGAACCAUGUGGUGACAUCCCAGCAUGGUGACUUCUGGCUUCUCCUGCCAGAUGGUCAGUAUUCUAUUACAGCUAGUGCUGAAGGUCACUCCAGUGAGGUCAUCCCUGCGGAGGUCAAUGGUCAGGAGGUGUUGGUUAUAAAUUUCAAGAUUCCAGAGAAGAGCACCAUCAUGGGUUUCCCAAUUUACCUCUUCUUAGGAAUGAUUGCUUUGAGCUUUGCUGUUGUGCUUCUUACUGUUGUGUGUAUCUCCCGAUGCUGUCGUUCAAAGGCCCAGCGAGCAAGACGAACGAGAGGUUUCUACCAACUGGAUCAAAGCAGAAUGUUUUCAGAAGAAUACCAUGAUGAAUUUGCGCUAAAAACAAUCAGAAAUGGUGACAAAAAAUCUCUCAUUAAAAAUAUGGAAUUCCAUGAUUUUUCAGACACAGAUAGUGAAGAUGAUGAAACUUUCAGAAGGUGAUUGUAACUCUAACUACUCCCUAAUUUUUUUUUAAGUACUUUUUUAUUUCACAAGUGGGUUAUAAUUCUGACUACAAAUGUGUAAAUUAUUCGAUAAAGAGGGAAUAGUGUCUUUAUAAAGUUUUCUUUCAAGAAGUGCAGUUGAAAUAACAAUUAGUUGUCAAUGAUUUUUAUGACAUGAAUAUUACAGAGAGAUUUAAUGUUUUGUUGCACAGACUGAAAUCAUGCUCCUAUUGCCUUAUGGGAGAUAAAGCAAGAAUGUGGCAUGGAGCUUAUGAUGAUAGAGAUACUAAAAAUCCUCAGUCUUUUUAAUCAUUCAUUCCAGUGUAUCUUUUCUAAAUGUUGGUAUAAACUUAAAGUAAUUUACCAGGAUUUUAUUUUGUUGACCUUGGUACAAAUUAUGUACAAUAUGUGUAAAAAAUAGAUAUACCCAGUUUGGUGAAUUAUUGGUUGGUCCCCCAAUGUUUGUUUGUGUAUAAAUUUGUUUAGGCUGUGUGAUAUACAUAUUCAUAUACACAUGAUUGUUAGUGUCGCAAUGAUUUAGAGGGGGUAUUCCUCAAUUUUUAGCGGUAAAGAUAACGAUUGAAAUUACAAGCUGAUUUUGAUCAUGUUUCACUAGCAUUUCUACAGUUGCAUGAAGAAUUAUUCAACUUGUUUUGAAUAGAUGGGGAGUGAUAUUAUCAGAGUGCAUUUAAGAAUUCUUUGUAGUUCCCAGUUUCAUCAUUUAAAAAAUCAUAUUACCGCAAAACAUGGUAAACACAUUUUUCAUAUCAUGUUUGAUUAUUGUGAUUCAUUUUAUUAUCAUUAUAUUAUAUUGUUAUGUUAUUUACUUUGACAUUUUUAUUAUUGUUCUUUCAUUAAAUUCAUGCAUGUUACAUCUUAGCCAGAGAAUGAAAUGCCAUUGAUAUUCGAGUACUCUUCAUAACACAAUGCUAGAUAAAUUUUUUUCCCAGUAUGGUAUUCAAAAUGUUAUUUCCAGCAUAAUUUAUGUGUUAACAGGCUUCCAGACAAUGAGAAUGGCUAUAGAAUGACCACAUCAGUUUUAAUUUUGUCCGUUAUUUUAUUUGAUUCCGUUUGGUUUAGUUAUUUAUAACAUUUUGUUUUAUGUAAUUAUUAUUAAAGAUGAAAUGUAAUUUCUUGAUGUUUUUAUUAAGUUUAAGACAUCUCACCUUUUAUUCUGCACCUUGAAGCAUCCAGUGCCUUCAUUUCUCCUAAGUUUGGCCAAAGAGACAUUUGGUUUUUUUUUAUGAAUAUGGCAAUGCAUCACACAUAAUUCCACAAAACAGAAACAUGCAUUCAUUUCUCUGGGCUUCCUAUUAAUUGCUAUUUCAGCAUUCAUGAAAUGAAUAUUGAUUUAGAGUGUUAGAGAAAUUGACUAUUAUUUGCUUACAUGCCUCUAUAUGUGCUUAUUUUCAACAAAGAAAUUAUCAGAAUUUCCAUGUUCACCGAACUACAUACAAUGUACUUCAUAGAUAUUUACCUGAAUUCAGUUUAAUGUAGCAUUAUUUUUCUAACUGCCUAACGCUGUAUUUCGAGCAUUUAUUCCAUUCUUGUUUUAGAAUGUCAAAAUAUGUGGCACUACAGCUAUACAAGUAUACCCAUGGCUGCAGAGUGAUAAGGUAGAUCACUCUCACUCAAAAGUAUAUAUUUGUGUAAAUACAUGACGCGAGGUGAGUUACCAGUGUCAGAAAAAGAUGUAUUUGUCAUGCUUCUGUAGAAUUAUUUUUAAGGUAUAUUUUAGGUUAUUAAAGACAAUAGUGUAUAUAAGAACAAUAUCUUACAGACCACUGAGUGUUGACAUCCAUCAUACAGUUCUAGUAUUUACAGUCAAAUGCAAGAUGUUUUAUUCUGUUCAUACUCUAUGCAUGUGAAAUAGGCUGAUUUCAUUGGUCAUUAUCUUAUUUUAUUUUUAUUAUUUUUUUUUUGCUUUUGAUCAUUGUCUUCCAUACAGCACAAAAUUAUUGAGGUCUUCUUUAUGAGAGAAGUUUGCAUUUAUUUUUGUAUUGACACUCUUGCUUCUUCCAUUUAAUUUUGGGGGUUAUUUGGUUUUUCUUUUUUUUUCACCAUUAUUUUCUUGUGCAAUGAAGACUUGCACUUUUGUAUGUGAUUUUUUUUAAAGCAAUGUUACUAUGGUAUUUACCGUUGAUUGGAUAAAUUUGCUUUGUUGGUAGAGACAACUCUGCAGCAAUUCGUGUAUUUAGAUGUAUACCAAUUAGUUCAGAGCAUGCACUAUUUUUGUGAGCUCAAUAUCUCAUCUUUGUGACACAUUUUUUAUUAGUUUCAACUCAGAAGACUUUUUUUCAAACACUGCAUUUUCAAAUGCUUACCUUUAAUUUUUUGUCUUUCAAGAAAUUUGCCUUCUGUGUGAUGCAUGUAGUCCAUAAAUCAGUAUAAGAUUGUUCCUCAAAGCUAUGCUAUAUUUCAAGAAUAGCUUUACAAACCACAUACAUGCACUUUUCAUUAAAAUAAUGUUUAUAUGUAUAUCCCACUUGUUUGUACUCAAUUUGAAAACAUUCUUGAUUUUUUUUGUAAAAGUAUUUAAGCACUAUUCACUUGCUCUUCAUAUUUUAAGUUGAGGCUUUUGGGACCCUACAAAAUCUGAUCCUUGCUGCUUUACACCCAUACUUCUGACACCCAUAAAGAAGGGAGAAAAAGGCACAUCACAGAUUAUGAUGUGACUUAAAGACUACAUUUUACUCUUUUUCCCCCCAUUUUCCUUAAAUUUUACUGCUAUAAUGAAGACUAAUCAAAUCACAGGUACAUACACUACAAGAUUUAAAAGACAAAGCAGUAAAGGAUUUUACAAACUUUCUUUUGUCUACUUCUCACAAUCAUUAAAAAAUUUCCAACAUAUUUCUUUAUAUCCGUUUUCAAGUUAAUAACUCUAUGAAUUCAUUUUGAUUAUGUGUGGAUAAAAGGUCGGAGACCUACAAUGAAAGUAUUAUGAAUUUGCUAUUAUGGCGUAUGAUAUUAUAUGUAUUAUAUUUUGACUAUAUAUUUAACUGCCAAUAAAUCUCAGUUCUAUAACAUA
Lytechinus pictus (painted urchin) is the source of this 7003-nucleotide messenger RNA. RefSeq names its product carboxypeptidase D-like. Lineage: Eukaryota; Metazoa; Echinodermata; Echinoidea; Temnopleuroida; Toxopneustidae. The record is from RefSeq and is a predicted model, not a curated record. Gene Ontology annotation, molecular function: metallocarboxypeptidase activity; zinc ion binding. The transcript is spliced from 23 exons. The coding region runs from base 176 to 3973 and encodes 1265 amino acids. Gene Ontology annotation, biological process: peptide metabolic process; protein processing.